Messenger RNA from Tribolium madens (black flour beetle), 1535 nucleotides. RefSeq lists its product as uncharacterized. Gene Ontology annotation, cellular component: presynaptic membrane. The coding region runs from base 126 to 1433 and encodes 435 amino acids. The transcript is spliced from 4 exons. The record is from RefSeq and is a predicted model, not a curated record. Gene Ontology annotation, biological process: neuron-neuron synaptic transmission; clustering of voltage-gated calcium channels; neuromuscular synaptic transmission. NCBI's taxonomy places the organism in Eukaryota, Metazoa, Arthropoda, Insecta, Coleoptera, Tenebrionidae.
AUCAGGUGUAAUGACAUCUUUUGAAAAAGACAGAACACAGGCAAACCAAAUUCAGUAAUGAGACAGUAAACAUCCGAUUUUUCAACCCCACCCAAAAUAAAACUAUAGUUUCACAAAUUACGUAAAUGGAAGUAAAACCACCACACCAAGACAUACGUUAUGAGCACUUGACACUGUACGAUAACAGAACUAAAGACACUGCAACAAAACUUUUCAUCCCAAGUGACGAAAACCCGUUUCCGUCCAAAUAUCUCGCACUAGUAAAUAAAAAGGAAGUCAGAAAGCCAUUAAUUGGAGUUUCCGACACUCUAUUAUGCUUGCUGGUCUUAGCCCCCGCCGUUGUGGGUUUCUGGAGAGGAACAUGGAUGCUGUUGGACAUAUACGGCUCUUAUUUUCCACCCUUACAAAGUCUCCUUUUGGGAGCUUUCAUUCAUCUAGUUUUCACCUUGAUCCAAGACAGUUUCUACGAAAUUGUCAAAGGAAAAAGCCCGAAUCUGGCAGUUAAAAUCUUGAAUAUGAUUACAACACGAUUUUAUAUUUACGUUUUUGCGCUGUCGUCAAACAUGCAUUGGAGAGGGCAGUGGAGCCUCAUGGAUUAUUAUUUGGGGGUGCGUUUUGGACCUGAUGGGAGAGUUAUCGAGAAGGGGUGUGAAAGGCUUAUUAUUGGAACAAUAGGAUGUUGCAUAAGCUUGAUUGUUUUAAGAAGUUUUCGCAAUUGUAUCGCUCCUCCUUUUGUGUUUUGUUUGGAUAGGAAGGAUACGACGUUUCAGAUACAGAACAGAUUCAAAACGAAGAUGAGCGAAAGAACAUCCCUCUACAUCCUCGACUGCCUAUUCUCAGUAUUAGUAAUCGGAACUCUUGUGGUAUUCGUCUGGCGAGGAGCAUGGGCCUUAAUUGACAUAUUUUUAUUUCCGGAGAAUGAAACACUCUCAGCUUGGGGCAGCUUGAUCGUUGGUUACUCUGCUGUGGCUAUAGCUUUCAUGCUGCAACCUCUCAUGAGAUGGUUAUGCGACCGCAUUACCGGCUUUAUCCGACUUUUGGUCGCCGAUAUCUUCCUGAUAUUAUCCUUGAUCGGAACUGUGAACGUCUGGAGAGGCAUCUGGAAUCUGCUCAACAUUUAUCUACUCCCAAACAACUUGGAACUGAGUUGCUGGAUAACCCACUGGAUCUGCCUCAUCAUCCUCAUCCUCCUGGGAUGCUCCAAUUCGCUCCUAGUCCGAGGAGUUUACAUCGACGCCGAAGAGCCAGCAGGAAAAUGUGUUGUGUUCCCUUGCCACUACCUUAGACUGAUAUUCCAAGAACAAAAACUAAAGAAACUCCGAAGUGAACAAAAUAAAACAGAAUUGACAAAUGUAAAACCCUUCGAAAACAAUCACAUCAUAAGUGUUCAAAACGAACCACCUGCUCUAAAUCACAAAGAAGGCGACGCUUAACACAAUUUUUAUAUUCCACUUUUUAUAUAGCAAUAUUUAUUGACGCCAAAAUGUACAUAAGCCAGUAUGUAAAUAGCCAAAAAUAAACCUAGAACAAAAUCA